AAGUUGUGCGGCAUAUCAACUGAGGUAAUCCUUUUUUGUGUACCUUGCUUCAAGAGAUUUCGUAAUUCACCACUUCUGGAUGGUUUAGGUUUGGGAAAAAUACGCAAGUGACCUUUCAUUUGGUUCAAAAGUGCUGCGGUCCAUUGUUCCAAUCCAUUGUUUAGGCAUCAGAGUCUUCCUUAAACUGCCUCUCUCUUCACUGUCCCUUCGCAGCAAACAUGUCCUUAGAGUACACCAUCGAUAUCCAGCUCACAGAACUGGGUUUUCCCAAUAUUCUACAAACACCAGUAAGAGAGACCCCGUGUCUGUUACCAUCACAGUAUUUGUCGAUAUCGGGAAGUGAAUCACAAACUACGAUCCCAACUAAACCUACCAUAAGGCAACAACUCGAAAAUGAUCCGUCAGUAACACGUGAUAAAUGCAGUUCGCCACAUACUACGGACACGUCUGGAUCUUCUCAAGCACAAGCAAAAGAUGGCAUGGACACCUCCAGCAGAGGCUCUGAAGAUGCAUAUACCUUCUCUGUGCUGCCUCGCAGGGCCGCAAAGCGCCCCAAUGCAGAUGUUGUGAAGGAACCCUCUGGAGCUGAGACUACUAAGCGUCUUGCUGAUCAAGCAAAUGAUAAAUCACAACUGGGUGCAAACAAUGACCAAGAGGCAAAAGGGAACACGCAGGAUGCAGAGGACGAGUCAGCAGACGACAGCGAAGAGUCUGAGGAUUAUGAUGAAGAGAGCCUCGGUGAAGACGAAUAUGCUGCCCUCCAACAUGAAGCUGCAGGACCACAUGAACCAACACACCGGUCAGCGGCCGCACUGUUGUGCAGAGUGUGGCAAACGGUUCUGCCAGCUCAACAACUAUCGCGCUCAUCUGAAGACCCACGCUGUAAAAACACCCGAAUUGAUCCUCUCUCAUCGGUGUCGCAUCUGUCGGAAGUUAUUCGAGUCGAAUGUUAAGUUAAGGGAGCACCUCGAAACCACACACUUUGAAAAGGAGUUCUACGAGUGCGACUUGUGCAAACUCGUGUUCACCGACCGGAAAAAGUGUGAAAAGCACAUUGAAUGGCACAAGAGCACCCUACUUGUCUGUGACACUUGUGGCCGUGAAUUUUCCAGCCAAGAGUCACUCCAACGCCACCGUAACAGUAAGUGCCGGCGCAGCUUCGUCUGCACGGACUGCAACCAGACCUUCAGCAGGAAGAACGCCCUGCUGAAACACAGCUUCUCUCACAUCGGCCUGCUGCCCUACACGUGCUUACUGUGCAGCUGCCACUUCCGCCUGGCCCAUCUGUAUCGCCAGCACAACUGCGAUCCUCAGCGCAUCCACUGCGUGGCAUGUCUGAAAGUGUUCGCCAGUCAGAGAGACUUCCAGCAGCACAAGAAGGACACGGGCUGCUGGGGGGACCAGGAGUCCAACGGUGACGAGAUCCGCUGCCCGGAGUGUGGCAAGGUUUUCGCCACGAAGGAGGAGCUCAAGAAACACGGCAGCGCUCACCAGAGGAUUCUGACCUGCGACGAUUGUGGGAAAGGCUUCCGCUCGGCCUUGCUCCUGAUGUCCCACAUGGGAGGGCACGUGGCGCAGUCCCCCUGCCUGUGCCAGCGCUGCGGCCGUGGCUUCAGUCACCAGUGUGACUACGACAGUCACCUGGAAAGAUGUGGACUCGCACCGCUACCACCAAUUGUUUCUAAGAAACGUGCCCAGAAGUCCUCCGCUCAGCCUGGUAAUCCCACGCUUCCCCACUCUACUGAGCUUCCCAUCACUACAAAAGCCUCCACAAGUGGGUGGGAUCCAAACAGCGGUGUGGCCACCAUCUCCAACGGUGUCCCUGCUCCGUCACCAGAGGACACGGCUCAGGGCUCCUGGCGUCUAACCCUGGACCAUCCUCCCCCUCUCGGUCUGAACCUGAUUCUGUUUGUCCCGGUCAACUCCACUCUAGCGUCUGGCCUGCUGCCCAAACUCCAGGAGACGGGACCGCCCGCUCCGAUGGCCCUGGACGCAGCGGUGGGGCUACAGAAGAUUAUCGUUGGUAAAAUGAGGAGUUCUGUUGUGGGCUUGCCACUAGAGGUGGACGCCCCUCUGGAUCUGGUCCUCAACAAGAAACUAGCACACAAUUAUGGGGCGCCCCAAGAUUUGUCUAACAAAGUGAACCCUUUCAUGCCUGCUGUUGGCAUUAAAACAGAGGUGGUUGAGAUGCCUAUGGUUAGCAUUGAAACGCCUGCAGUUGACAUUACAACUCCUGGGGUCAGCAUUAAAACAUCUGCGGUUAGCAUUGAAACUGAGGCGGUUAGUAUUGAAACGGAGGCGGUUGGCAUUGAAACAGAGGCGGUUGGCAUUGAAAUGGAGGCGGUUGGCAUUGAAACGGAGGCGGUUGGCAUUGAAACGGAGGCGGUUAGCACAAAAUCAAGUGCAGUUAGCAUAAAAACACCUGCCGUUAGCAUCAAAACAGAGGCUCUCGAGCCUGCUGUUGGAGUUAAACCACCUGCUGGUUGCAUUCAAUUGGCAACCAAAGAGUGUUGGGUGGUCCUCAGAAAGUGGUCUGGGAAAACGCAGGACAUUACUGGAGAUACAUUAUCAUGUGUUAAUAGGAAGACAGGUAUACAAGAGAUUUUAGGUGAUAAAGGCACACAGUAAUACAUAGGCUACUGUAAAGUCAGAACCUUUGAGAACAGCUCGUUUUGUAAUGUAAAUGAUUAAGGAAGAGCCUGAGUUCCUUACUCCUAUCUUUGAUAAAUUGCAAAUUGUCAGUCUAGCCAGGUCCAGAGCUUUACAAAAAGUGAUAUGAUCAAGGCACAGACUUGUAACAUGUAAUGCAUAUGGUGGUGGGUUUGACCAAUAAUAAACAGUAUCUUGAUUGAUCAAAAGUAUGUUUGAAUGUAAAUAGGGUGUACCACAAACCACAACGAAGAUCUAAACUGGAGCACAUUCGAGCAUACAAUGGGCAACAUAUUCAAACAAUAAAUUCCUUUUCAUGAUUUUUCAUUGGAUCAGGAUGUUUGCAAAGGAUACAUGUGUCUCUAAUUUUCUACUCUUUGCUUUCUCUGUGUCUGUAAAUGGAAAAAAAUUAAAAUAACCUUUCAGGAUUAUCUAGCAUUUGUCCAGCCAACCAAGGUUUGGAACAGGAGUGUUUCCGAUGUAACUACCUCUAUUUUGUGUGCUACUCUGGACACCCAUAGGUUAGUAGCAAGCCAUUACCACAAUAUUUGGCCAGACUUGGGAUAAAUGUAAAAUAUUUUUGCAUAAAAGAUCUAAAGUUGAUUUUGAUGCACUGUACAUAUUAUUGUGAUUAUUGGUUCAAUUGAACGAUGCCCUGGACCAAAGAGAUAUAUUUAUAAUAUUUAAUAUCCUUUAUUAUCUUGUUUUUUAUGUAUUGGAGGUUGUGCAGGAAUAUUUUGUAGGCCCAUUUGGCAGCAUACUUUGUAGGCUCCUUCACUUUGACUUGAAUUGGGUAAUUUGAAACAAUUGAUACACAAUAUGAAACAACAUAAGAUAAUAGGAUUCAACAGUAUUGUUAUUUCUUGGUAUUGUUAUUUAUUAAAAUGUAUUUA
Messenger RNA from Gadus chalcogrammus (walleye pollock), 3542 nucleotides. RefSeq names its product GDNF-inducible zinc finger protein 1. The record is from RefSeq and is a predicted model, not a curated record. Lineage: Eukaryota; Metazoa; Chordata; Actinopteri; Gadiformes; Gadidae. Gene Ontology annotation, cellular component: nucleus. The coding region runs from base 619 to 2628 and encodes 669 amino acids. Gene Ontology annotation, biological process: regulation of transcription by RNA polymerase II. Gene Ontology annotation, molecular function: DNA-binding transcription factor activity, RNA polymerase II-specific; RNA polymerase II transcription regulatory region sequence-specific DNA binding. The transcript has 3 exons.